Molecule: messenger RNA, 4287 nt
Organism: Drosophila ficusphila
Lineage: Eukaryota; Metazoa; Arthropoda; Insecta; Diptera; Drosophilidae
Gene: Sap130
Product: pneumococcal serine-rich repeat protein
Exons: 11
Coding region: 173-4090 (1305 amino acids)
Biological process (GO): negative regulation of transcription by RNA polymerase II
Cellular component (GO): Sin3-type complex
Source: RefSeq, a predicted model, not a curated record
UAUUACUAACCACAAUUAAGCCUUGUUGAGUGAAAAGAAGAGAAGAGAGAGGAAAAACAAGAAAAGCAUUUUAAUUAAUAGAAAGCGCGGUGCAAAAAGUAAGCUGUUAUUUGCUGAGUCGGGGAAGUGCUACUACUAAGCAUAAAAGAACUCGUCAAUUUAACUCGGAAUUAUGAGUGCGUCAAGUGAAGGUGGCGCGGGAGGAGGACCGGUGGGUGGUGGAAGUACAGCUGCAGCCCCAUCAGCACCCCUGAAAACCAUUAAGAUACGCACCCAACCACUGCAUCCCCAUGCACUGCCAUCGCUGUCAUUGCUGCCAUCUUUAUAUCCAUCAUCAUCAUCAUUGGCAGCCACUGGAUCUAUAUCCGCAACAGCCACCGCAUCUGCAUCCGCAUCCGCAUCCCUGGUAUCGCACUCACAUCCGCCCCUGCAGCUGCGCGGCGUCAUAAACAAGUACUCAUUGCCAUCCCAUUUGCCAUCCUCUGCAGCGCACUCGGCGGUGGCCGCCAAGAUCACCCACGUGAAAUCCGACGGCAGCGGUGGGAUAUCGAUAUCUGGCACUCCGAUCCUCAGCGGUGGCACCAUCAAGGUCGCAGCAGCCAAUCCCGUUCAGCAAACAUCCUUGGGCGGCACACCCAUAUCUCUGAAUGCGGGCCAAGCCACGACGGCGGCUUCGAUACGGGCCAUCGGUGCCGGAGGUCAGUCGACGCAAGUCCGAGUGGUGAUGCCCAUGAUCAAGCAGCUGGAGAACGUAACGGCCACGGGAAGGACUCAGAUUACGGCCAUACCAGCUGCUCCGGCGCGGAGUGGGGCGAAUGCAUCGAUAACGGUCACCAGGCCAGUAACCCAAGCCACCUAUCUGCCGCGAGCCAGUGUAACGGCCACCCAGAUGGGUGGUGUUGGCGUGGGCGUUGGACAGCGCCUCGUGACGCCUCUAAGAGCCACAUCCUCGGCCACCGUAACGCCCACUGCACCCACGGUGCUCAGUUCAACGGGAGGAUUUGUGCGCGGAGCAACGGCAUCGGUUAGCAGGAGUGGCGUGGCGUUAUCAUCGCAACCGCCGUCAGCGGUGAUCUCGUCCAGCAAUAGUGCUGCCUGGAUGCAGAGUUCCGGCGGGCAGGUGCAGCUGAUCCGUACCAUUCCCCAGGCACGCCAGAGGAUUAUAACCACAUCGGCGGGGGUUUCUAAUGCCAGUGUGGUGACCACUACGCCCGUGCAGGCGCAAACAGCUUUAUCUGUUUCGACUGGCCAGCCUUUGACGUCACAACAGAAUGCGGGUCCUGGCGGAGGUCCACAGGCCUAUGUUGCCACUGUGUUGCCCCAAAGGCAGCACCAAGCCACGCUCGUCUACUCCUCGAAUGUGUCCACGCCCAAUGUGAGUCAGAAUCCCGGGCAGCAAUUCAAUCCUCGCUUUGCCGUGGCCACGCCCACGGGUGGAGUAACUACCACGACUCCCGGCGGCACUACAGUGACACCUCGACAGGUGCGGCCCAUUCCGCCGGGCAAGAUUUUCCCAGGCGGCAAACUGAACACCACGAGCAUUAGUCUCCGCGCUCCGCCGACCAUCCCUCAGCUGAAUGCCAGCGUUUCGGCUUCGCCGACGCCAGUGAGUGUUUCUGGCGGAGCAACAGUGGCUCCCGGGCGGGGUCCCGGGGCCGGAGGAACUGCUCUGACGGCCACCAAUCUGCCCACAACACGGAUCAUCCAACUGCAGCAGCCGGCGACGGGAACGACGCAGCAGAUUAUCGGAGGCGCCGCUCGACUGGCCGGGAAUGUUAUGCUGCAGCCCUUCCUGAUGAGCACCACCGCAGCAGCUAAGAUGGGCAUUCGACCACCGGUAACCAUGACCGCCAAAGUCCAACCAUCGCUAACUAUCACGCAGCUCAAUCCCAUUGGAAAAUUGUCGACCACCGGAGGAAGCGGAACGCCCACAAUGACGCCACAGGGCGUGGCCAGCAUCCAGGCGGUACCAGUGCCGAAUGUUUCGGCCAGUGUGGUGAAUCCUAGUUCGGUUGCUGGGGCCACAUCGGCAGCUGGAGGAGCCACCGUUCUGCCGCUGACCAUCAGCGGAAGAGGCGGAGCCGUGGGACCGGGUGGUAACAUCCUGACGGGCACCCUGACGCCCAUCAAGAAUGCCAGUGGCAUUACACUGGGCAAGAUGAUGAUGACUCCGGCUACAGCGGCGCCUGGAACAGAUGCAUCCGGCACGAGCGGAGCAACAGUGACGGGUUUCCAACGCACAUGGAACCCGGUGGUGGCUUCACAAAGCCAGUUGAUGAAGAUCGAUGAAAAGGGAAGUGCUGCCACAAUCUACUACGAAUCCAUGCCGGCCUCCGCCUCCACGGGCGUUCUAUCAUUGACCACGACUACGGUGACGCAAAGCACCCAGGCCCAGGCGCAAUUGGUUAGCAGUGCCGGUGGAAGUAGCUUGUCGGUGUCUUCGCUGCCGUUUGCCAGUCACACGCCAACCGGAGCGGGAUCCACUGGAUCCGGAUCGCAGGCCACUUUCACUGUGCUGCCCUCAGGUGCCGCAGGUGCGGCUACUCGAACCAUAGGGCACCAGCAAUUGAUAAUACCAGCAGGACCGAACAGUGCGCCGCCACAGCACAUGGUUAUUCCGCUGCACACAUCCGUGAAGGUGACAACGGGGGCGGGCAACCCGCAACAGGCGGCAGGAAGUGGAGCACUGCUGCCCAGCUUCAUGCGCAAGCGAGAUGCAGACGGAUCGCCCAUUCGAGCAGCCAAGAACCUUGGACCCACUUUGCUCUCGAUGGCUAGCAACACCAGUGGUCCUAAUAUGCAGCCAGCUCCAGGCACCACCUUCAAUAUCCAGCCAGUAUCCGUGGCGGUGCCGCCAUCUGUGAGCUCUGGACUCACCGUUGAAGCUUUGGCCAAGAAAGACAGAGAGCGCGUAACCCAUGGAGCGGCAAGCAGCGCAGCAAGUGUGCCAGCUACAGUUAGCACCGUAUCCUCAACGAGGAAUUCGCGGGCGGACUCGCCAGCUUCAUCGGACGGCUCGACGACAGUAUCAGCGAACUCCUCGCCUGGUGUGGAUCAGCAGUUGGACAGAAUUGGUGAACCGCCUGCAACUGGAGGUGCAAGUGGACGGGAUAAUUCCACGCAUUUCAAUCCGAUCAAUGAGAUGUACUCUUCGCACCAAUCGAUGCAGCAGAACGUUGGUCACUCGACACUUGGAGCCCGCAGUGGCAACAGUGCCUUUGUGGAUGUUCAGGCACCGACGCCACAGCAACAGCAUCCCCAGCAGCAGGCGCCGCAUCUGGUGGGUUCGACGCAAUUACAACAGCAGGCGGGAACGCGUAUGAAUGGCACUGGCAACAGUUCCAGUUCCAGCUACGAUUGCUCCUCCCGAAAGAAGCCGCGACGAUCAACAAAUGACAGCCAGCACUCCACGCAAAGUGCGGCAUCUUUGUCGCUGCCUCCUCCAAGUGCAGAACCAACGCCGCCGGCUGGCGCUUCCUAUAUGCAGAAACACAACAAUGGAGGUCUGCUGGUGACAGCGGCGACACCAGGAGUGGCACCAAACAGUACUCCUGGCGAUGCCAACCAUCGGAACACUACACCCGCUGUGACGGGCAACAAGGAGAACGCCAAUCCAGUAGACUUUGUUAUACGACGACCACGCAAUUGUGCGCUGCUUAAUACCUACAAACCCACUCAUAAGUUGGCCAACAAUCAUUUCCAUCGGUAUACGGAUGUGAAGCCAAGGGAGGAGCGACGGGCCACAGUUAUUGAUUUGGCAAAUCAGCCAAAUGUCCAGGGCAAGAUCAAUGGAUGGAAAAUCUACCAUUUACGCUCGCAAAUGGAGGACUUGAAUGAAUCGGAGGUUUUUAGUAUGGGAAAGCUAGAAACCAUGCUACAAGAUUUGGAAAAGGACAAGGAGAAGCACAGCGAAAUGGAGCGUGUCACUGAACUGCUGAAGGGAAACAUUCAGCGCAGCAAGAUAAUUACCGAUGGCAUCAACGAGGCGCAAAAUCAGUUGAUGAAGAUCUUUGAGCACAAGCCUCAUGUCUCAGAUAUUAUCAACCGAUGCGCCUCAAAGCGGAAUUUUAAGAAACGUGAAAAGAUUUAAAAUCGUUUGACAGAAGGAAGCCCAGCCAAGUGUAUUGAUAUAGUGUACAUUGUCUAAGUUAAGCAGAUUCUAAUUAAGCUAAUUACCUUAAACGCAAUCAAUUUGUAAGACGUAACAUUUACAAAGAAAAAAGCAAUAUUUUUUCAUUUUCUUAAGUCAAAAAACGUAAAUACAAAGCCCUCAAGUUGUAUUAAGAA